This is a messenger RNA of Truncatella angustata, 621 nucleotides long. RefSeq lists its product as uncharacterized. NCBI's taxonomy places the organism in Eukaryota, Fungi, Ascomycota, Sordariomycetes, Amphisphaeriales, Sporocadaceae. The transcript has 2 exons. The coding region runs from base 1 to 621 and encodes 206 amino acids. The record is from RefSeq and is a predicted model, not a curated record.
AUGCAGCUCCUCACACUCCUCGCCACUGUUAUCGGAUUGAGCCAGAGCGCUGCCGCUGUAUCGAAGACAGAGGCACGCGCAACGGAGCAAUCUUCGAGUUCAGGAUGCCCCAACAUCUCCCCUGGGCCAGCCACUACUUUCCAGUUGGCUAGCCUGCUUCCCCUAUCGCCGCUCACAGACCCAAUCUCCACUGAAGCCAUUCGCAACACUCUAGCUAUCUACGUCUUCGCCAUCGAUGGUCGUAACUGGGAUGCUAUGGCGAGGGUGUUUGCCCCCAACGCGCGCGCAAACUACUCAGCGCCGCUCGGCGUUUCAAACGGCGUCGCCAACAUCACGGCGUCCAUCUCAUCGGGAAUCAACACCUUCGCGGGCACGCAGCACAGGUAUGGGUCGCAGUACAUCAACAUCUGCUCGCUGAGCAGCGCCAUCUCGGUGACAUACUUCGAGGCCAGCCAUUACUUUGUGCCCGACCUUGGACCAGCCGUUGUGGACGACAACCAGGUGCUUUAUGCCAACGGCCGGUAUGAGGAUACGUGGGCUAGGCAGAUUGAUGGAAGCUGGAAGAUCGUGAAUAGGAACUUGGUCUACAUGGGACCGUUGAUUCUGGACUCGACGACUUAA